Cryphonectria parasitica EP155 is the source of this 1416-nucleotide messenger RNA. RefSeq lists its product as uncharacterized. The transcript has 2 exons. NCBI's taxonomy places the organism in Eukaryota, Fungi, Ascomycota, Sordariomycetes, Diaporthales, Cryphonectriaceae. Gene Ontology annotation, biological process: protein phosphorylation. Bases 1 to 1416 code for a protein of 471 amino acids. Gene Ontology annotation, molecular function: protein kinase activity; ATP binding. The record is from RefSeq and is a predicted model, not a curated record.
AUGGCUGAGACUCGUGACGAACAUCUAAUCCCUCUUGUCACGCAGGACGAUGUCGAUGCACAAAAUGCUGCGGAUGCAGCUGAGAGCCAGUACGAGCUGGUCCGGGAGCUUGCUGGGGAAACGCACCUGUUUCGACGCCGUGCUGAUGGCACACUAUUCCUUGGUAGCCCGUUGAACUUCGAAGAGACGGCACCAAAACUGGACACACUGCUGAAGCGGGGCGCAAACCAGGCGGUGACUGCACUUCUCAGCCACCCGAACCUCGUCAGCUACAUCGACACGAUCAAGACGGGCGUCGUCCGCGAGAGGACAACCAAGCCUCGCAUGUUCUCGGCGUGGGACUACUGUGACGCAGGUUCCCUGGAGACGCUGCUCCGAAAAUCGACACGCCCAGUGCAAACGAGCAGCGACACUGGACAGGUUCGGGGGUGGCUUCCUGAGAGCUUGUGCUGGCACGUGGUGAUCAGCCUGCUGAGCGCACUGGCCUGGCUGCACGAGGGCCAUGUGGAAGUAGACGUAGUCGAGGACCUGGGCACGACGCCGCGGCGUUCAACAAGAGACUAUACCGCUGCAGACCGGGAGCAGGAGGACUGGAUGCCCAUUCUCCAUCGAAACGUCAUGCCGAGUAACGUCUUUUUCCAGCAGCCCAGAGGCAUCGAGACGUAUGGGCUGUGCAAGCUGGGCAACUAUAGCAGGGUCUUUGUGUCCGGACACGUUAACGGCCGGUCUCGCGGGCAGGUGGUGUGCUCGCUGGACGACGAGAGCAGCAUGGCCGAGGUCCAGAGCGUCAUGGCCGUUGACGAUCUGUACAAAAUUGACAAGUCCAAGAGACCAUAUUUCAGGGGCACUGAAGUCUUCUGGGUCGGAGCGAUCCUGUACGAGAUGAUGACAAAACAGGAGCUUCCCGACAAAGAGGAGUGCACCGUGUUCGGCUGUGGUGGGCGGCACUGGGUCGAUCAAAGCACGUGGCCACAAUGCGUCUUCUCUAAGGAUGGCAGGGUGUUUGACCUGGAAGAGAAGACGGAACCACUGAUAGGCGUAUACACCCGUCAGCUGGUACUCUGCCUGCGAGAUCUGCUGCAGGCAUACCGUGCUGAUGCGCAUGCCCCGAGCCUCUUGCGUGAUGCCAAAGCAGGAUACAUGAAAUGGCGGACUGGGACCGCUGCUGGUGCUACGUAUCGCGACCUCUGGGAUGACAUGGUGCUGCGGCAGCAGAACAAGAAAAGAAGGGACGACGAGCAGAGCGCUAUAGCACACGCACAGAGCGGGCCCAAUGCUGUCGAUGUCGUCAAGCUGGCCAUGGACACACAAGAUGCCGUGGCAGCUGCGGUUUCGGGUGCGAACGACGACGCGAGCGAUAUUGAUGAUGCAGAGAAUGGUGUGUGGGCAGCAAGGCUGGAGAAUCUGAGGACGUGA